Messenger RNA from Phalaenopsis equestris, 2224 nucleotides. RefSeq names its product kinesin-like protein KIN-7L. The record is from RefSeq and is a predicted model, not a curated record. Bases 76 to 2019 code for a protein of 647 amino acids. Gene Ontology annotation, biological process: microtubule-based movement. NCBI's taxonomy places the organism in Eukaryota, Viridiplantae, Streptophyta, Magnoliopsida, Asparagales, Orchidaceae. Gene Ontology annotation, molecular function: microtubule motor activity; microtubule binding; ATP binding. The transcript has 15 exons.
UCACUCUCUCUCUCUCUCUCUCUCUCUCUCUCUCUCUCUCUCUCUGAGCAGUGAGCAGUAAUCAACUGUGUGUCCAUGGAGAAGAUCUCAGUUGCUGUCCGAUUCCGGCCAUCGAUCGCCGAAGAAACUGUCGGAGAUCGGCAAUGGAUAAUCGAGGAAAACAGAAUAUCACUCCACAAACCCCUCGGCACUCCAAUCUCCGGCUUCUGUUUCGCCUUCGAUCAUGUAUUUGAACAGAGCUCUACCAAUGCUGCCGUCUACGAUGUCCUCAUCAAAUCUAUAAUCCACGCGGCCAUCAAUGGUUUCAACGGGACUGCCUUUGCUUACGGACAGACAAGCAGCGGCAAGACGUUCACCAUGAACGGCUCUCAGUUUGACUCCGGUAUCAUUCCGCUGGCCGUGAGAGAUAUCUUCAAUACGACUCAUAAGAUUACAGACCGUGAAUUUCUAGUUAGAGUUUCUUAUAUGGAAAUUUACAAUGAGGAGAUCAACGAUCUCCUGUCGUUGGGGAACCAGAGGCUUCCAAUUCAUGAAAGCUUGGAGCGCGGGGUUUAUGUGGCGGGGCUUCGGGAGGAAAUAGUGAACAGUGCCGAUCAAGUUCUUGAACUCAUCAAACUUGGUGAAGCUAAUCGGCAUGUUGGUGAGACAAAUAUGAACGUUAGGAGUAGUAGAUCACAUACAAUUUUUAGGAUGGUCAUUGAAAGCAGUGCUAAAGAUUCCACCUCAUCUGUUGAUGCUAUACGCGUAUCUGUGUUGAAUUUGGUAGAUUUAGCUGGAUCAGAAAGAAUCGCUAAAACAGGAGCUGGUGGAGUUCGUUUGAAGGAGGGAAAGCACAUUAACAAGAGCUUAAUGAUCCUUGGGAAUGUGAUCAACAAACUCAGUGAGAAUGGAAAGCAAAGGUCACAUAUUCCCUAUCGCGAUAGUAAACUAACUCGAAUACUUCAGCCUGCUCUUGGAGGCAAUGCCAAAACCUCAAUAAUUUGUACGGUGGCGCCUGAGGAGGUGCACACCGAGGAAACCAAGGGAACUCUUCAGUUUGCCAGUAGAGCCAAACGCAUUACCAAUUGUGCUCAAGUAAACGAGAUUUUGACGGAUGCUGCAUUGUUGAAGCGACAAAAACAAGAAAUUGAGGAACUUCGCAGAAAAUUGCAGGGGCAUCAUUCUGAAGUAUUGGAGCAUGUGAUUUUAAAACAGAGGAAUGAUAUGCAUAAGUCUGAACUUGAACGUGAAAAGCUUGCAAUGGAGCUUGAGGAAGAAAAGAAAUCCCGUCAAAAACUUGAGCACCACGUAGUAGAGCAACAAAAGAAGAUUGAUUGUCUCAAUAAACUUCUUUCUUCUGAUAAAGCUAAAAAGUCAAUUCAGGAAAAUGUUUAUUCCGAUUCUAGUUUUGAGAAACUGCAUGGUAGUAAUUGCAUGUCUGAAGGCAACACAUUCACAACUCCUAUUUACAGAGCUAUGCCAGAUCAAUUUGUUGUAAAGCGAGCAAAUCUUUCUAAAGCAUUCGAUUCAAGUCCACUGCCUGAAAAUUUUACAAACAUAGCGAACGAGGACUUAUGGCAGCAGUUAAACAAAGGAUUCAGAACUGAUCUUGAUGCGCUAGAAAUGACACCUAACAUAAAAGAUGGUGCAGCUCAAUUAAACGAUGGAACUGAUUUGGAGGAGAGGAGUUUGAAAGAAAGGUGUGAUAACUUGGCUUCUGAAUGUACUAUCCAUGUCUUCCAAAUUGAUGCAUUAAAGGAACAAUAUGAUAACUUGGAAAGUAAAUACAGUCAGUUAAGAGAAGAAAACGCUUCCUUAGUACAAACUCUCACUUUCUCCAAACACGAUGUUGUGCUCCUUAAAGCACAGAGAGACGAGUUACAGAAAGAUCUGAACUAUGAAAGAGAAAAGAUGCGAGAUCUUAAAGAGGAGAUUCGGUUGUUUGGCCUAGCAUUUGCAGAGCGCGAGUGUUUGCUGAAUUCCCUUUAUUCAAAAUCGAAGGCCAUGAUUGAGACCUUCUCCAGCUCCCAAAUCAUAUGAUAAUAAUUAAGUUUCUUGAUUCAUUCAUGGAAGUACUUCAAAGUCUGGUAACGGUCUACUACUUGGCUUUCUCGAUCUUUAAUUGAUGACCCAUGAAUUACGUUAUUUGUUUCAAUGUUCUCCAAACACCCUUUUUAUAAUUCAGUUUUUUAACAAACAUGUUCAAAGUCACGGCCUGUAUCUAGUAGCUUUUUGCCACUUGUGC